GUCUUGUGUAUUUUUCUCUUUGUCUCAUGAAGAAAGAAUUUACAUUUGGUCGCCAUCCACGUAUAGUUCAAUGUUUAAAUAAUAUAAAAUAAACAAUUAAACAUGUCGAGCACCUCGCAGAAGCAUCGCAAUUUUGUGGCGGAGCCCAUGGGCGAAAAGCCCGUAACUGAAUUGGCCGGUAUUGGCGAAGUGUUGGGCAAGAGGUUAGUUUCUGCAGGUUUUGAUAAGGCGUAUGUUGUCUUGGGGCAAUUUCUCGUACUUAAAAGGAAUCAGGAACUUUUUCAGGAGUGGAUGAAGGAUACGUGCCAAGCGAAUUCGAAGCAAAGCGCCGAUUGUUAUCAAUGUCUUUACGACUGGUGUCAGGAAUUUUUAUAAUCUGUUUAUAGUUGAAUUAUCAAAUUUUAUACGUGAAAUAGACUUAAUGUGUAUUUUCCAUUUCAUAUGUGUGGACAAGAAAGAAUUAUUUAUGAAUAAACUAACUUAACGUUCUUAGAGA
Molecule: messenger RNA, 496 nt
Organism: Photinus pyralis (common eastern firefly)
Lineage: Eukaryota; Metazoa; Arthropoda; Insecta; Coleoptera; Lampyridae
Product: barrier-to-autointegration factor-like
Exons: 2
Coding region: 103-375 (90 amino acids)
Molecular function (GO): DNA binding
Source: RefSeq, a predicted model, not a curated record